Molecule: messenger RNA, 1882 nt
Organism: Asterias rubens (European starfish)
Lineage: Eukaryota; Metazoa; Echinodermata; Asteroidea; Forcipulatida; Asteriidae
Exons: 6
Coding region: 788-1123 (111 amino acids)
Source: RefSeq, a predicted model, not a curated record
GUACUAUACAAGCGCUUGUUCAAAACGGUGUUUGAAAUUAUAGCGCCAUUUUUUGUUGAUUAAACUGAUGGCAAUGUUUUGCUCAACUAAUGCCAAUGUUUGACUCAACUGAUGCAGACAUAACUGUGCUCUCCGACUUGAAACCAAGUCUAUAAAUCUGAAAUACAAACUUUGCGAUCGAAACAAGUUGGGCAAACAUCCAGAGGAACUUUGACCCUAGUCACGUGGACACGGAUCGUAAUAGUUUUAUAGAUACCGUAUUGAGCAAUGACAUCUGUACGUAGCAGUAUCACAGUGCUCGUCCAAACUAUCAGUUGGUUUUAAAUCAAACCGGAAGGAUUCGACGACACUGUUCAUAUCAAUUCUGUAUACAACCAUUCGGCUCGAAACUUACGCAACUUCUGGCGUCCAGCCCUCUUUUCGAGUAUAAGUAUUUUGUUUACGGAGAGGACGAAGCGAAGAUGCCAUGCAGUUUUCGUAUGUGUCUCCUGCAUCAUGACAAGCUGACUGUCAGUGUUGACAUAAUUCACUCGCUGUAAGCUGGAGCCAGUGUAAGGAGCGCAGAACAGGAGUGAUGUGAUCUGAUUUCUUUGCAUGCAAGAAAUUAGACGAGCUGCUGAGUUCUGUAUUUUGUGGAAGGGGAGCAAUGUGUGAUUGGGGGAGGUUGAUGUAGAGACUGUUAAAGUAAUCGAGUCUACGUCACUACGGCAGUUUUUAUGUAGAAUAUUAAUGGGCAGAUACUGAACUGGUUCCCGGCUCAUCAUACGGGAUUCCAUAACAACGAGUCAUGGGUAACCGUUGCUGCAAUUCGACGAGCGACGAGGAAGGUGACAUCGAACAGCAGGCCAACCAUGAACAGCAGCGUGGACCAAUCAAAUCCGAACAAGCACGCAGUAAUUAUCUCAGAGAAAAACUUAAGGAUAGGGAGGGUGAGCGGAAACCGUUACUGUCUACGACCAACAAAAGAGUCAUUCAGCCAAACAGAGUAGAUGGGAUUGUGGAUCCUCGGCAGGCAGCCCAUCUGAGAGGAGAAAAGUUACGUGAAGCAGAACAAGCGACCGAAGAUAUGAACAAAGCUGCAGGAAAUUGGGCAAAGGCAGCCGCCAUGUUGAAGACGUUAUGACGUCACUAACGUUGACCAAUUGGGGGCGUCCUUGCUUGGACCUGAAACUUUUGCUUGUUGGCGUAUGUUUUUGUGUGCGUAUUUUUACACCAUAAUGCAAGUGUUGCUUGUAGGCAUACAGGACGUCAAAUCCCAAUGCGGAUUUACAAUAUAUAAACAAUUCUCCAUCUAUGAGAUUGGCAGGGUUCUUCGGGAUGGGUCAUAUGCAUUGAUGUCGAAACAUGGAAACGCCCAGCUGUGAACGCGCAUCGCACAAAGGAUGAGCCAAUGGGCAAUGGACAACUUUCUUUUAACCUUAGCCCAUGACACCCUACUGAAUGACAUUAUGAGCAAAAUGCCAACUUCGAACUCUGGCGGGAGAAUUUCAAUAUGACUGAUGAUUCAAACUUUUGCAUGCACUAUGUCUCCUUCUCGCACUGCGGUUGAACUAGUCAUAGGGAAAUGACUGAAGUUGGACUUGGACACGGUCUUGCUAUGUUUAAAAUUCGAAAUUUGAUUUCUCUUUUUGGCGUAGAGAGGGUACUCCACAGAUGUUUUCAAACUUUCAAAACCGCAUGCAUUAAGUGUUUCCUCAGGAUCAUGACCUGACGAGGAUUUCGCUCCGUAUAGGAGCAUAAUUAUUUUUAGGAUCAGCUGAUUGAUAAAGCACGGGCUUUUCACUGCUCAAACUAAACCUUCUAUUGUGAAGAAAAUACGUUUUUGAUAUGAAAAACUAAGGGGAUUUGCUAAAAAAUAACACUUAUAAACGAUUUCUCAACA